AUUAAAAAUUUAUGGAUUACAAUCGAAACGAUAUCAUCACUCAAGAGCUGAAGGCCAAGUUCGAUCUGGAUGUCUAAAUUAAGGACCCACAGUCACGUCUCUUUCUUAAAGGAUAUUUUAAAUCAGAUUCUGAAAUACAUUCUUCCCGAUUUGACAAAGAUGACAUUAUGUUGGCUCUGGGAUGCUCGAGUGGAUUAGUCUGUGUUUACGAUCUCACCAGAAGCGAAAAGACAGCAUUUUAUACAUAUCUCAGUUCUAAAUCAAAUAUGAAAUUGCCAUGCACUGCCCUUAGAUGGUUUUCAAGCGAAAAAUCUACCAAAAUGAGACAAGUCCUGAUCUCAGCCAACACUGAUGGUACCAUAAUGUAUAAAAAUGUGAGAACUGAUUCUACCAUCUAUUAAUUUAAAGAGGAAGACGACAAUGAGGUUUAUUGUAUUGAUGCCUUAAAAAACCAAUUAGCAACUUGCGGCAAGGAUUGUAAAGUUAGAGUGUAUGAUAUUGAGGCUCAAACCUUACAAGCCACCUUAGAAGCCAUCUAAUGGGUUUAACCUGGCCAUAAUAAUAGAUUAUUCAGUGUUAAAAUUGUACCUUAUGAUAAAAAUUUAGUUAUCAGUGGAGGUUGGGACUAGAAUAUAGUUAUAUGGGAUCUGAGACAGAAGUCCUAGGCUGGAUGCAUAGUAGGUCCAAAGGUUGCAGGUGAUACCAUCGACAUAAGAGAAGGCACAAUUUUGACAGGGGCAAACAGAAUGAGUGAGCAAUUGUAAUUAUGGGAUUUGGGUACUUUGAAACUGAUAGAUAAUAUCAAGUGGGAUGAGAAGGUGGAUUCAGCUGGAGCAUUCAUAUACGGAUCUUAGUUCGGGAAAGGAAGGGGCUAUUGUGUUGGAGGUGUUGCUCAUGGAACAAACGAAUUCAAGAUGUUCGAUAGAGUGAAAGGAUCAUACAAGGAAGCCAUGUAAUUGGGCGGAUUUAAAAAAGGACUCUACACAAUGGAUUUUGCAAACACAUCAAACAAGUGUGUUAUAGGAGGUGGAGAUGGCUUAUGUUUGAUGUUAGCGAUUGUUCCUAAUAAAGAUCAAUGACGAGUGAUUUGAUUAUUUAUUAAUCUAUAUCAAAAGAAUUGUUUAAAAUAAAAAAAUUAA
Molecule: messenger RNA, 1139 nt
Organism: Paramecium tetraurelia
Lineage: Eukaryota; Ciliophora; Oligohymenophorea; Peniculida; Parameciidae
Exons: 8
Molecular function (GO): protein binding
Source: RefSeq, a predicted model, not a curated record